AUGGGAGAAUUCACUCCGAAGUUUGAGCGAGAUUUGGAGAGCCGUAGUACGGGGCCAAAAGCCUUACCUACUGCUGGUGCUAUUGCUGUAAGGAAUGAAAAAGGUGAAAUAACAAUGCAGAAAGUGAAGGUGGUUCGAUAUAUGGCUGGGAAAGUACCAACAUAUGCCUUAGGGAAAAAUGAUUCAUCUGGUGGAGAACAGAGUGAUGAAGAACAAGAAAAACCUCUCAAUGAUGCGUUUCAAAGAGAAACGAGACGCGCAGCAGAUGUGACGAAGGAAGAAGUAGAAGCAGCAUCGAGUUCAGAUGAUGAUGAAGAGGCAGAAAAAAGAAGGACAAGAGCAAGAUUACGACGAAUGCAACUGGAAAUGCAAGAAGCCCCUGUUGAGGAGGAUGAACCUGACGAGGAUGAUGAGGAGGAAUUUGAAAGACGACGAGCUUUACUGAGAGCACGGGCUUUGAUCAAGGAAGAAGAGGAGCUCAUAGGAAAACAGGAAGAAGCAGAAGAAGAUGAGGAUAGUGAAGAAGAAUCAAGUGAAGAAGAAAGCGAGGAAAGCGAAGAUGAAACAGUCCCCAGAAUGAAACCUGUCUUCGUAGAAAAGAGUAAACGAAUAACAAAAAUAGAAGAAGAGAAGGAGAAAGAACGUGCGAAGAGGCAGCAAAUUGAGGAGCAAGAAAGGAAGGAAAGGCGGAAGAAAGAGUCUGCAAAGUUAUUGGAAGAGAUUUUGCGACAUGAAGCAGAUAUGGAAAAAAGAAAAAAGGAGGAUAACAUCGAUUUGACAUCAGUUGUAACUGAUGAUGAAAAUGAAGAAAUUGCAUAUGAAAGUUGGAAACUCCGUGAAAUGAAGCGAUUAAAAAGAAAUAAAGAAGAGCGUGACGCAAUUGCAAGAGAAAAAGCAGAAUUAGAUCGAAUACAUGGCAUGACAGAGGAAGAGCGCAAGCAGUAUUUAAGAAUGAAUCCAAAAAUUAUUACGAACAUGCAAAAGAAGGGCAAGUACAAAUUCCUUCAAAAGUAUUUUCAUCGUGGAGCAUUCUAUUUGGAUGUUGAAGAUGAUAUAUUCAAACGAGAUUUUGCUGAAGCGACGCUUGAUGACCAGUUUGAUAAAUCUGUGCUCCCGAAGGUUAUGCAGGUCAAAAACUUUGGAAAAGCUAGCCGUUCGAAAUGGACACAUUUGACAGCAGAGGAUACAACUGAUCAUCAGGGUGCUUGGGCUGCUACGACGGCAUUAAAUAGUAAAUUCCUUGUAAAACACGCCGGUGGUAUGAAAAAUAACUUUGAAAGGCCGGCUGCAAAGAAGCGGAAAACUGAAGUAUAA
Brugia pahangi is the source of this 1314-nucleotide messenger RNA. NCBI's taxonomy places the organism in Eukaryota, Metazoa, Nematoda, Chromadorea, Rhabditida, Onchocercidae. The record is from the annotation of a GenBank genome assembly.